Molecule: messenger RNA, 1786 nt
Organism: Saccostrea echinata
Lineage: Eukaryota; Metazoa; Mollusca; Bivalvia; Ostreida; Ostreidae
Exons: 14
Coding region: 1-1779 (592 amino acids)
Molecular function (GO): protein binding
Source: RefSeq, a predicted model, not a curated record
AUGGUCCAGAGUCUGCUCAUAGCUCUCUUUUUCUCCAGAAUGGGAGAGGAUUGCACCAGAAUGGGAAAGGAUUAUGAAAAUUAUAUUCUGUGUAAUGAUGGCAUUGAACGAGGACAGGACCAGUGUGUUCCAUGUCCAAAUGGCACUGUAAAUCAAGAUGCAAUUGACACAAAAGAAGUUGAUUAUCAUCUUGAAGUCUGCAGAAAACCUGACUGUGUCUGUGGCCCUGAAGAAGCUAAACUUGUAAAUCCUGCAGAAUGUUGGGUCACUGGAAGAAAGAUGUGUGAGUGUGACAGAGACAGAGGCUUCUGUGGCCAUGAUUAUAUGAUUUGCAAGAGGUCAUCCAAAUUGGAGGAUUCUUUAGAAGAAGGAAUUGAACUGACUCAAGAUUGUACUUUUGAGCCAUGCAAGCCUGGAUUCUUCAAAGAAAAGAAAGGAUUGGGAAAAUGUGAAAAACAUCGAGAAUGCCCCCAAGGCUUUAUCACAACAUUCAAUGGCUCUAGCAUCAAGGACAGGGAGUGUGAACCUGAUCUCAAAGCUGUUUCAAACACCACUGUGAAAUCCAAUACCUCAGACCCCAGGAACACAAGUGAAAGCGAUUCAAGUUCCUUGGAGACCAUAACAAUAAUUGUAAUAAUAAUUGUGUGUAUAACAUUAGCCUGUGUUUUUAUUUGCUUUCUCUACUUAAAAAGAAAGAAGUUAUUUGCAGGUGACCGGAGUAUAUGUGUCAGUAUUUUUCAAAAACUGACACUAGGAUUCACAAGAACUCAUGAAAAUGAAGAUGUUGAAAAAAAUAAUGAUAGAAAAAGAGAAGAUGAAGAGCAUUCAUUAAAAUCCUUAGAUCCUAAUUUAAGAGUUCCUGCAGAUACCACUAGUGAUGCACCAAGAAUUGGACAACAGGAUAAAAGCCAGGGAGAGCUACAAGCAAUAGUCCCAACAGGUGGCACACUAACGAUUGAAUGUGAAAAUAACCAGCCAUCAAUGGGAAUUAGAAAACAGAAUUCAAAUAAUGUGUCCACUGCCUCCAUUGCCUUUUCAAGCCUUCCAGAUGAAGUUGGAGAGAAAAUGAAUUUUUCUUCAGUCUUGUGGUCAAAAAGUUUGCCAACUACUUCACUGGAGAUAAAAGAUAAUUCAAUACUUCACAGUGGAAAGCCUUGUGCAAUGGUUCAGCCCCUGAUUCAGAAGGAGGAGUUGGGUGUUUUCACUUCAGGGACAGAUCUUGCCUUGUCUGAGGGGAAUUUAGAAUUGGAUUCUUUGUUGGAGAGCUCCCCAGAGUCUUCAGAGAGUGAGUUACCACAGAUUGGUGCCUGUCCAAGUGAAUAUAAAGAAAGAAAUGACGGCACAUGCUGCAAAACAAAGAUUUGUUCUCCAGGAGAAGGGUACUUGUUUUGCAAUGAUACAAGUAAAGAUCCUGGUGAAGAUAUCUGCUUUAAGUGUCCAAAAGGGACUCAUAAUAAAGAUGCCAUCAACACAGGUGAUAUGCCUGAGGUCUGGCAAGUCUGUGUCCCACAAGAUUGUUCUUGCAAGCAUGAUGGAACAAUUAUUGAAAGUAUGGCAGCUUGUGAAACAGGAGAACAGAAGACUUGUGUCUGUGACAGAAAUCAUCUUUACUUUGGACUUGAUCCAGUGAUCUGUCAGAGAGUGGAAGACCCCAAAGUUAUUGCCAGCAUCCAGCGUCCUGGAUUCGAGCUCACCCCCACUGGGAGUGUAGAGAGAUGUAAACCAGGACAUUACAAACCUAGAGCUAAUGGAAGUAUCUGUGUGCCCCAUCAAAAGUAAGUGGAAA